Nezara viridula (southern green stink bug) is the source of this 720-nucleotide messenger RNA. NCBI's taxonomy places the organism in Eukaryota, Metazoa, Arthropoda, Insecta, Hemiptera, Pentatomidae. The record is from the annotation of a GenBank genome assembly.
AUGUUCCAAGCUACCUUCACCAAGAUCCACGAGGCCCACAGGCCUUCCGACAUCAUUGGCCACACUAGCCUGAAGAAGGCCCUCCACCAUGUGGACAUCCCAACCAAGAAGGCCACCUUCGCCAUGGCCUGCUUCUGGGCUCCUGAUGCACUCUACGGUUCCACUGUUGGUGUGAUCAGGACCAGGGUGGGAUACUCAGGCGGUACCAAAGUCAACCCCACCUACAGGGAUCUCGGGGAUCACACAGAAGUGAUUGAAAUAGAUUACGACCCAAACAUGAUUGAUUUUGAAACCUUGCUUAAGUUAUUCUGGGAUAACCAUGAUCCGACAGCUAAAGCCAAAAUCCAGUACUCCUCCUUCAUUUUCUACCACGACGACGAGCAGAAGGAAGUCGCAGAGAAAUCCAUCGCCGAACAACAAGCCAAUUUCCAGAAACCCAUCCUUACCAAGGCCAGGCCCGUACAGAAAUUCUAUGAUGCUGAAGAUUAUCACCAGAAGUACAGGCUUCAACAGCAUCCUUGGCUUUGUGAACUUUUGGGGGUCAAAGGAGAUUUACUCAAAAAUAGCUAUGUCGCUGCCAGGUUGAAUGGUUAUGUUAUCGGCUGCGGUGGAAUCACUCAAUAUGAACAAGAGCUACCGAUCCUAGGGCUUGACGAAGCGGUUGGGGAUUAUGUCAGGAAAUUGGUCACCAAGUAUGAAGGCCAAGGGCUGAUCUGCUGA